AUGAGAGAGACGGGGAGAGUGGUCCUGGGCAUGCCUGGUCCGUGGGCUGAGGAUAAUCAUGAAGUGGCUGACCAUUACACGACGAAGAUAGGCGGGGUGCCCGUAAGUUGAUCGUGGAAUGCCCAUGAGAGUCUUGAAGCUCGACAAUGUCGAGGCUUCCCGUUAUUUAUUUGAUGUUUACCAUGCUAAGCUAUUUAUUGGUCUUCUUUUUGCUUCCAGGACUGGCCGACUCUGGAUAUCAAUCCGGACAUGGUCAAGUGCAGGUUAUGUGGUGAAAGGCUCUACCUUGUGGCACAGGCAUGGUUCCGUUCAUUGUUCUCUAGCCUCCUUGACCGGUGUAUUAUGACUACAGUUUUCUUAAUUAUCUUUUCUUUUUCCCUGCCCUAUGUAGGUUUAUUCUCCAAUUUCAUCUGGUAGUUCUAAGGUUGAAGACCGUACUAUUUAUGUUCUUGGCUGCCCAAGACCAAAGUGUGCGAGCAGCUGUGAUGGGUAUGUUGUCUUUUUUUCAAUUAAUGGUGUCUGCUCCCGUGUUUUCUAUCAGAUGAACUAAGAAGGUUUCUAAACCUGAUGUAGGACAUUUUUUCUCCUCAGUCAUGCCUUAUUUCUUGUCCUAUUUACUCGCUUAUUUUUUGGGCUAUUUACUGUUCUAUUAUUGUCCAUUGUUUUGUCAGAAAUAGAAAGAAGAGCACCAUUAAAGGAAUUUUUUGCCCUUUUUUAUCAGCAAGUGUCUGACUAGAAAUGUUUGCAGAUGGAGAACUCUUCGGGUUCAGAAAGCUAGAAGUGAAAGUCAAUCAAGAGCCAGAAUACAGGAUGGGAAGUUGCCAGAUGAACAGUUGACCUCUACUUCUUCAAGUGUCAACGACUGGUGGGCAACUGGUGAUGCAAGUGACGAGGAGAUGGAUCUGAUGAAGUUGAGUCAAGCAAUAUCAGAAGCUUCUUCUCUCGUUCAUUGCACCAAGAAGCAGAAUGAACCAAUAUUUUCAGAGGUUGUCCCAAAAAUGAAGCCCAUAUGCAAUGAUUCCAGCAUUCAUGGUAAAACUCCAAUCUUCGUUUUCUUUUUACCUUCUGUUUUCCUGCCAUGGAUUACAGAUACUGGAAUAUCUUUCAACGAAUCAGAUGCCGAGAUGAUCAUUUUUUGUCCCAAAAUAUAUGAAAAAAUGCACCAUAUAGGCGUACUUUUUGUUUAUCUUGCAGUGCUUCCAUGCUUUUAUCUCUACGAGGAGGAAGAGAAGUUCUCAGAUAGGAUCAACAACAUACAUCAGCAGUGCUCCUCUCUUUCCAUCAAAGAUAGCCCAAGCCUUCCUGCUGAUUUCCCUGAUGAAGAGAGGUGGGAAGCAGAGAGUUAUGAGUAUGACAGAGCGCUAGGAGCUGACAGGACUUACCUCAAAUUCAAGAAAAGAUUAGAGGCGCAUCCAGAGCAAUGCAUCAGGUAUGAUGGAGCCUGGGAUUUUAUAUACCACCAGGCAAUCUCUGAACAUGCAUUUCCAUCAUAGUUUGGGAUCUAUUCCGAAUUAUAGACGAACUAAGGUUCCAUUUAUCUUUAAAUUACUUUUUCUGUUUAUUUUUUCUUGAUCCUGAAUCUGUAUGCUAUUUAAUUAUCUAUUUUCUUGGAGAUUGAUUAAACCAAUGUCUUCAGAGUUGACUUCGAUGUAUAUGUUCUCCCUUCGUCAAGAUUUUAUAAAAGCUAAGAUCCUAUGUUUUUAUAUUUAUUUAUCUGUUUUCUUUGUCCGGCUUAAUCUGGAAAAAUCUGACUAUAGAACAUGACCCACGCGCUUGGUCUUCUCUCUUACUAUUUAGGUACUCUCUGGGGGGUAGGCCGCUCGUGGCCGCAAAAGGCCUGGAAGAGCCCAGCAGCUGUGAGAUCUGUGGGGCACAGAGGCACUAUGAGAUGCAGUUGAUGCCUCCAUUGCUGUUUUUUCUACAGCAAGCUGCUGACGGUCGAUCCCCCUGCUCCCUGGGGGAUUGGAGCUGGAUGACGGUCAUCAUUUACACAUGCUCCAAGGUAUCUUGAUUCAACAUCCUGGAUAUUUCCAUUUUAAAAUUUUAAAUUAUUUAUUUAUUUAAUUAUUUGACCGUGUCAGCUAUCAAAGAAAUCCUCUUAUUCUGUUCUCACCCAUGAUUUUAUGAUAUGAAUUGCAUCCCACAAGGAAAAGUCUAAACUGGGGAUGUUUAAUCUUGAUUAUGAAUAAAUGUAAUAUCAUCAACAGCGCUGGAGAUCUAGAUUUUGGAAAACUGGACCACAAUCCAUUCUCUAGAGUUCAUCCUGGAAUAUAAUCUGGAAAAUAUUAAAAAAAUCACAAUUUCUAAAAUUCCACGUUAGAGAUAUCGGAUUAAUGAGGAAUGUUAAAUUGAAAAUAAAAUAAAAUAGUGUAAUGAUCGAUCCCCCCUCGUCUUAAAAUUAUUAAUAAAUAUUGAAAGCUUAUAAUCUUACAUCGUACCAGAAAAAAUGAACCUCAAUUGAUCUUGCAGGGGAUAUUUUUUUUAAAAAAAAAGAUUUUUGUAUAAAAUGAAUUAUCUUGCCUUUAGCGUUCUGAUAAUUCAUUCCUGAGAUGGCGAAUUAUUUUUCUGCCUUCCACAGAACUGCUUCCGACGAUCGUCCAAAGAUAAGACCGGGGGGGACUGCUGGGCGGUGGCUGAGGAAUCCACCGUCGUCCAGUGGGAAUGA
This is a messenger RNA of Spirodela intermedia, 2665 nucleotides long. NCBI's taxonomy places the organism in Eukaryota, Viridiplantae, Streptophyta, Magnoliopsida, Alismatales, Araceae. The record is from the annotation of a GenBank genome assembly.